CUGUCAUGUUGGUGGUGCUUGUAAGUGACAAGACGAGAAAGAUACCGGAGAUAUAAGGAGGAGCCAUGGCGCCCAGUAGGCUCCGAAUGGCACUAGGGGCCGUGAAGGACCAGACGAGCAUCGGCCUGGCGAAAGUGAGCAACAGCACGACGAUGUCGGAACUGGACGUGACCAUCGUGAAGGCGACGCGGCACAACGAGUUCCCGGCCGAGGAGAAGCACGUACGGGAGAUCCUGAGCCUGACGUGCUACUCCCGGGCCUACAUCGGCGCGUGCGUGUCGUUGCUGUCGCGGCGGUUAGGCAAGACCCGGAGCUGGGCGGUGGCCCUCAAGACCCUCAUCCUCAUCCACCGCCUCCUCUCCGAGGGCGACCCGGCGUAUGAGCAGGAGAUCUUCUUCGCCACGCGCCGGGGCACGCGGAUGCUCAACAUGUCCGACUUCAGGGACACGUCGAGGUCCGACGCCUGGGACUUCUCCGCUUUCGUGAGGACGUACGCGCUCUACCUGGACGAGCGGCUGGACUACAGGAUGCAUGGCCGCCGCAAGCGGCGGGGCAGCAGGAGCAACAUCUACAAGGAGGAGGAGGAGGAGAAGGCAGCUGCGGCAUCGACCUCUAAGGCGACGCCUGUGAGGGAGAUGAAGACCGAACGGAUCUUUACGAGGACGCAGCAGCUUCAGCAACUUUUGGAACGCUUCCUCGCGUGCCGGCCUACAGGUGCAGCGAAACACAACCGCAUCGUGGCCGUGGCGCUUUACCCGCUGGUGAAGGAGAGCUUCCAGAUCUACUUGGAUCUCGCCGACAUUAUGAGCAUCUUCGUCGAUCGCUUCAUGGAGCUCCAAGUCCCCGAUUGCAUUCGGGUGCACGACAUUUUCUCCCGCCUCUCCAAGCAAUUCGACGAGCUCGAAGUCUUCUAUGGCUGGUCCAAGUCCGCCGGCAUCUGCCGCUCCUCCGAGUACCCCGAGGUCGAGCGCAUCACGACCAAGAAGCUCGACAUCAUGGAUGAGUUCAUCCGCGACAAGGCCGCCCUGACCCACACCAAGCGGCAGCGCAGCCUCGAGGCGGACCGCGACGCAUCCGACGACGCCAAACCUCCCGAGGAAGAGCCCGAACACAACAUGAACGCUGUCGAGUCAUCGCCCGAGCCGGAGGACGACACCGAAGAUACGAAGGAGGAGCAUGCGGUCGCCGAGGUUAAGACUGACGUCGCAGAUGAGAAGCAAGAAGAGGAAGAAGCAGAAGCAGAUUUGCUGAACUUGAAGGAAGACGCGAUGACCAGCGAGGAACACGGGGACAUGCUGGCACUGGCGCUGUUCGACGGCAACAUGGCGGACGCAGCGCCUAAAUGGGAGGCGUUCACGAACAACGACAACUCGUCGGACUGGGAGACGGCAUUGGUCCAGACGUCGAGCAAUCUGUCGGGCCAGAAAGCGUCUUUCGGCGGCGGCUUCGACAUGAUGCUGCUGGACGGAAUGUACAACCAGGCGCAGGCCGCCGUGGGCCACGGACACUUGGGUAGCGGGAGUGGGAGUAGCGUCGUGGUCCAUGCGCCUGCACCACAGCCAGUGCUGGCAUUGCCGGCCCCGCUUGAAGGCGGCACGACCAGCGGUGGCCGGGAUCCGUUCGCGGCGUCGUUGAUGGUGCCACCGCCCUCGUACGUCCAGAUGUCGGAGAUGGAGAGGAAGCAGCAUCUACUCGUGGAAGAGCAGCAGCUGUGGAAGCAGUACUCUAAGGAUGGAAUGCAAGGCCAGCUAGCGUUGGCCAAGCUGCAGCAGCAGUUUCCUCCUGCCGCUUAUCCGACAGGUGCGUAUGCUCGUAUGUUCUGA
Molecule: messenger RNA, 1823 nt
Organism: Musa acuminata subsp. malaccensis (wild Malaysian banana)
Lineage: Eukaryota; Viridiplantae; Streptophyta; Magnoliopsida; Zingiberales; Musaceae
Product: putative clathrin assembly protein At1g03050
Biological process (GO): clathrin-dependent endocytosis; vesicle budding from membrane; clathrin coat assembly
Cellular component (GO): clathrin-coated pit; clathrin-coated vesicle
Molecular function (GO): 1-phosphatidylinositol binding; clathrin heavy chain binding; phosphatidylinositol-4,5-bisphosphate binding
Source: RefSeq, a predicted model, not a curated record